UUCACACCUCUACCACACAGGGAGUGAGCAGAACUCAGAGUGUUUAACAGGGGGGUUUUUGCCAAUAAGGAGUGCCAUUGCUGUGAACUUAACAAAGGACUUGAAGAAACCUAAACAAACCUAGUUUGACUGGAGUAAAAGGUUACACUAGGCCACAGAAAAGCACUGCUGGAUGUAAAGAUGAACACCGCAGUCAUCAGUGUGUGUGUGACCGUUGUGCUGUUUGUCACCCGAGAGACAGCCAGCGUUUCUCCAGAACUGCAAGCAGCAGCAGAUGCAUGGCAGGGCUCUCUGCCGUGUGGAGGCUGGAACUGUGAGUGCGCAUUCAGGCAGCAAAGCUGUUGUUGUGCAGCUGCACAGAUGGACAAGCUUGAGGAGCACAUUUUUAAUCGCCUCAUGAACAUCUGGACUGGACUGUUAGAGCUUGAGAAGCACAUUAUGGAGACAGCAGAUGGCAGAAUGGUGGCAUUUACUGCUACUAUGUCUCAGAUGUCUGGAUGUUUUGGCCCCUUUACUUGUGAUGUGCCCAUUCCCUAUAGCAAUGUCACACUCAACCACGGCAAUGGAUACAACCCUGCACUAGGUAUCUUCACGGCUCCUUGUGCGGGCGUCUUCUCCUUCAGCCUUACGGUGUACUCAAACAAGGGAUCUGAAGGACAGCGUUUGUACCAGAGGGUGGCACUAGUGAGACAAGGCCGUUCUGAGGCCGCUACGUGGGAGGACAACAGAGAGGAUGCCGAAGACAGCGCCACACAAACUGUCCUGUUCAGUCUCAGUGCUGGAGAGCAGGUUUACGUACAGCUCAUGUCCGGCAGAGAAAUCUGCGGGGACAUGUGGGGCCAAAACAUCUUCAGCGGAUACUUGCUUUAUCCUACUGAGGGCUAAAACAGCACAAAAUGGCUGCAAACACAUCCAAACAUACACAAACACACAAUGUUUUCAUUAUAUUCAAUAGAAUAAACUAGGACUAGUGGAGACAAACUCAUUGUUAUGGCUUCUGUUUACUCUUUAAGACAUAUACACCUCCCAUACAUUCAUUCAGACAUACUUUUACACACAUGCAGCUGUAUCAGCAGUUUUUUUUUUUUUUUUCUUCACACAAUUGCAGGCUAUUGUAAGGAUUUCAUUUAUCGUUACUGUCACUUUUGGUGAAUUAAAUCCAUGCUGAAUAAAAUAAUUAUUCAUUUCAAAGAAAAAA
Ctenopharyngodon idella (grass carp) is the source of this 1198-nucleotide messenger RNA. RefSeq names its product cerebellin-3-like. Gene Ontology annotation, molecular function: protein binding. The coding region runs from base 181 to 885 and encodes 234 amino acids. NCBI's taxonomy places the organism in Eukaryota, Metazoa, Chordata, Actinopteri, Cypriniformes, Xenocyprididae. The transcript has 5 exons. The record is from RefSeq and is a predicted model, not a curated record.